GCGGGCGUAACAGUGUGUGCGUUACGACAUGUACAUGUAUUGACGUUGCCUGUUAAUUUCCCACCUCAUUCUAUUUACGGGUGAAUACAAUUCAAACGUGAAUAGUAAGAAACGGAAAAUGGAUUGUGAUAAGGAGUCUUCGUUUGGAUGUCGAUAUCUCACAGAUGCUAAUGAUGUUUUUGAACAUAAUGCUUGGGAUGUUGUCCAGUGGACAGAACAACAGGAGAAUACAGCGAAGGAAAUGAUACUUCUUAAUAGCAGUAAACGACUUUCUGAAGAUUCUCAAGAUAAGCUUGAACUUCUUUCACAGGAAUAUUGGGAUAAAUUUUACUCUCACCAUAAAGACAAGUUUUUUAAAGAUAGGAAGUGGAUGGAAAAGGAGUUCAGUGAAUUGUUUUGCUCAACAUCAACUAGUUUGCAUAUAAUGGAAGUUGGUUGCGGUGUAGGAAAUACUAUACUUCCAAUUCUACGCGUUGUUCAAAACCCAAAUCUGUUCAUUUAUGCAUCUGAUUUCUCUGAUCAGGCUUUAUCCAUACUUAAGCAAUCACGUGGAUAUGAUUCCAAUCGUUGUAUCACUUUCACAUAUGAUAUUACCAAAACAACGGACGAAAUUCCUUGCCCAAAGAAUAGUUUGGACUUUCUAAUCUUAGUGUUUGUAUUGUCUGCCGUUAAUCCUGAGUUAUUUCAGUCUGUUAUAAGAAACCUUGUAACCUAUUUAAAACCUGGAGGUGUAUUGCUAUUUCGAGAUUAUGGACGCUAUGAUUUGGCUCAAUUGAGAUUUAAGAACGGUCAGUGUUUAAAAGAUAAUUUCUAUAUGCGGUCAGAUGGAACAAGAGUUUAUUUCUUUACACAAGAAGAAUUAAACAAAUUAUUUAUCGAUGCUGGUCUAGAGGAAAUUCAGAAUAAAGUUGACCGGAGGUUGAUUGUAAAUCGAAAAAAGAAAUUACAAAUGUACAGAUGUUUUCUCAUUAUGUAUAACACUGUCACGGCCAACCAUACAUUCAACAAUCGUUUGUCGCACAUUUUGUGA
Messenger RNA from Heterobilharzia americana, 1030 nucleotides. NCBI's taxonomy places the organism in Eukaryota, Metazoa, Platyhelminthes, Trematoda, Strigeidida, Schistosomatidae. The record is from the annotation of a GenBank genome assembly.